Molecule: messenger RNA, 1755 nt
Organism: Neodiprion virginianus
Lineage: Eukaryota; Metazoa; Arthropoda; Insecta; Hymenoptera; Diprionidae
Gene: Arp1
Product: actin-related protein 1
Exons: 7
Coding region: 94-1224 (376 amino acids)
Source: RefSeq, a predicted model, not a curated record
CUUCAGAGCUCACCUGAAAAAAGGUGUGCGACAGUUGAGGCUAAAGUGAAACUAACUGUAACUUAGGGUAGUUAAAAGAACCAAGGGGUUGAAAUGGAACCGUAUGAUGUUAUUGUUAAUCAGCCGGUUGUUAUAGACAAUGGUUCUGGAGUGAUUAAAGCUGGAUUCGCCGGUGGUCAAGUUCCAAAAUGCAGAUUCCCAAAUUACAUCGGGAGGCCGAAGCAUGUUCGAGUUAUGGCAGGAGCCUUGGAAGGGGAUCUUUUUGUUGGCCCCAUAGCUGAAGAGCACAGAGGAUUGUUGUCGCUAAGCUAUCCAAUGGAACAUGGCAUAGUAACGGAUUGGAACGACAUGGAAAGGAUCUGGUCAUAUGUAUACAGUAAAGACCAACUGGCGACGUUUAGUGAAGAGCAUCCCGUUCUCCUAACAGAGGCACCCCUGAACCCACGAAAGAACAGAGAAAAGGCUGCCGAAAUAUUCUUCGAAACAUUCAACGUCCCGGCUUUGUUUGUCUCUAUGCAAGCUGUACUUAGUUUAUACGCCACUGGAAGGACAACUGGCGUCGUUUUAGACGCGGGAGACGGAGUUACUCAUGCAGUUCCAAUAUACGAAGGAUUCGCAAUGCCGCACAGUAUAAUGAGGGUUGACAUAGCUGGUAGGGACGUUAGCAGGUAUCUUAGAUUACUCCUGCGCAAAGAAGGCAUUAAUUUCAAGACUACAGCAGAGUUUGAGAUUGUUAGAACUAUCAAAGAAAGGGCAUGCUACCUUGCGAGUAAUCCACAAAAAGAGGAGACCGUUGAGACAGAAAAAUUCCAGUACACUUUACCAGAUGGAAGUAAUCUUGAGAUCGGACCAGCUAGAUUUAGAGCUCCUGAGGUUCUUUUCAGACCCGACCUUGUGGGCGAAGAAUGUGAGGGGCUUCACGAAGUGCUAAUGUAUUCAAUCCAAAAGUCAGAUUUAGACUUGAGGAAGGUUCUUUAUCAAAACAUUGUAUUAUCUGGGGGAUCAACACUUUUCCGAGGAUUUGGUGAUAGGUUACUUUCGGAAAUUCGUAAAUUGUCGUCAAAGGAUAUCAAGAUCAGGAUAUCAGCGCCACAGGAACGAUUGUACAGUACUUGGAUCGGAGGUUCGAUUUUAGCUUCUUUGGAUACAUUUAAAAAGAUGUGGGUGAGCAAGAGGGAAUACGACGAAGAAGGAAGUAGAGCAAUUCACCGUAAAACUUUUUAAGCCCUAUUAUGUAUUAAUUAUUAUGCAUACGGAGUAUAGAUAUUGUAUAAGCAUACGACAAUGCUCGGGCACAUUCACCACGCACUGCAAUAACCAACUAAUAACAAAUGCUGCUUUUAACUUUGAUUUUAAGACUCCACUCUUUAUCUAAUUGUUUGAAGAGUGUGACGAAAAUAAGGAAAAAACCACGCAGUGACCAAUUAUACGAUUCAUUUACACUUUUCAGUGAUCAUUAAUCAACCCUUUUUGCUUCGAAAAAUAGCGGGUAUACGAUUCUAUACUGUAGGUUUAACACAAUACGGUAUUGUUGUUUUAGUUUUUGUAAAUCAGCGUUUAGAUAAAAUCGAAAUGGAUUGCUCUAGUACGAAAAUUUUAUGAUUCGCGAAGACUCAAUAUAAACAAAUAUUUGCUAUGCUAAGUAAUCCGGAUGUAGAGCUGCUCUAUAGUUUUGUUAAUUUUUUUGUAAAAAAAAAAAGAUAAAUAAUAUUUAGCUAAUAAAGUGCGGUAGGAAUUUUGCAAAGUAUUUGUAAA